AUAGUGAGUGUGGUUGGAGCAGUGAUACGUGGCGCUGGGGAGGGAGAGCGGGUGGCUGGAUGGCUGGCUACAUUGUUUUGGUCAACACUGGUCAGUCUUGCCCCACACGCUCUUUUAACCAGUGUUUCCGUAUUCCCGGCAGCUUUUCCCUGUACCGAGCACCGCCAAGCAGCACCAGAGAGGCACGAAUAUGUAAGGGAGGAAGGGAGUACAAGCAAUGCAAUGGGUGACUUCCAAGCACUUACUGGCCUCCCAGGACCUGCAGUGGAACCAGAAACACUCCCUUUCUGGCGACAUUCACAGUUGUCACCAGUGCCACUCACUGCUGGAAGAUUGUGUCACUGUAUGCUGCCAAAGGAAGGAGUACAAGCAACACAAUGGUUGACUUGGAAGUACUCACUGGCCUCCUAGGACUGGCAGUGGAACCAGGAACACACUCCCUUUCUGGCAGCAUUGGCAGUUGUCACUUCUGCCACUCAUUGCUGGAAGAUUGUGUCACUGUAUGCUACAAAAGGAAGAAGAGGAGUACAAGCAACAUAAUGGGUGACUUGCAAGCAUUCACUGGCCUCCCAGGACCUGCAGUGGAACCAGGAACACUUUCUGGCAGCAUUCACAGUUGUCACCAGUGCCAGUCAUUGCUGGAAUAUUGUCACUGUAUGCUGCAAAAGGAAGAAGAGGAGUACAAGCAACAUAAUGGGUGACUUGCAAGCAUUCACUGGCCUCCCAGGACCUGCAGUGGAACCAGGAACACUUUCUGGCAGCAUUCACAGUUGUCACCAGUGCCAGUCAUUGCUGGAAUAUUGUCACUGUAUGCUGCAAAAGGUGUUAGAUCUCUCUCUUUCUCUCUCUCUCUCUCUCUCUGAUAGGUGUGUGUGUGUGUGUGUGUGUGUGUGUGUGUGUGUGUGUGUGUGUGUGCUUACCUAUCUAUCUAUCCAUAUGUCUAAACAUAGGAGCUUCAGAAAUUGGGGGCUGUAUAGGGUCAGAUGCAAAAGGUAGAGGAUCAUAGUGUUUUUAGUUUUUUUUCUUUUUAUGGAAUUUGUAUGAUGUAAUUCCAAUUUACUGAAGACUUUUGUUUUACACGUUAACACUUAUUUUCAUAUUUAACUAUUUUUUUUAUGUCCCAAGUAUUUGAAAACCUAAUUGUCAUGUAUUAUGGAAAUAAAAUGUUACCUGCA
Scylla paramamosain (green mud crab) is the source of this 1175-nucleotide messenger RNA. RefSeq lists its product as uncharacterized. Lineage: Eukaryota; Metazoa; Arthropoda; Malacostraca; Decapoda; Portunidae. Bases 378 to 701 code for a protein of 107 amino acids. The transcript has 5 exons. The record is from RefSeq and is a predicted model, not a curated record.